Molecule: messenger RNA, 3879 nt
Organism: Cephus cinctus (wheat stem sawfly)
Lineage: Eukaryota; Metazoa; Arthropoda; Insecta; Hymenoptera; Cephidae
Gene: Hsc70Cb
Product: 97 kDa heat shock protein
Exons: 12
Coding region: 251-2851 (866 amino acids)
Biological process (GO): protein folding
Cellular component (GO): cytosol; nucleus
Molecular function (GO): ATP binding; ATP-dependent protein folding chaperone
Source: RefSeq, a predicted model, not a curated record
UUUUCAGCAGCAUUUAGCAGAAAGCAGUCACCAAGUCACGGUGCUUUCCUUCGUGUCUACCAUUUGCGACUUUAUUGAGUAAAUAGACUAUCAAAAGUGCUCCAGAACGUACAUUAGUGACUAUCACCGAGAAAAAUCUAAUCGACGGGUCUGAUUUGGAUAUUUUCUUAGAGGAAAUACGACUUAGGUGUGAUUUCAUCUAAAGUAUUAAGGAUUAUCCGGGAAGAGGUUUCAAGGCGACCCAUCAACCAUGGCCGCGAUGUCCGUGAUUGGAAUCGACUUUGGAAACGAAAGCUGCUAUAUCGCCGUAGCACGCGCUGGUGGCAUCGAAACUAUUGCGAAUGAUUACAGUCUUCGCAGUACACCAUCAUGUAUAGCAUUCAGUGGAAAAAAUCGUAUUCUUGGAGUAGCAGCAAAAAACCAAAUGGUGACAAAUAUGAAAAACACAAUUUCUGGAUUUAAACGACUCCUAGGGAGAAAAUACAAUGAUCCAUAUGUUCAGCGAGAGCUUAAAUCAUUACCAUUCAAAACAUCUGAACUACCAGAUGGAAGCAUUGGAAUACAUGUACAAUAUCUAGGAGAGGAACAUGUGUUUACACCAGAACAAAUAACGGGAAUGUUGUUCACCAAAUUAAAAGAUAUAUCAGAAACUGCCCUUCAAACAGCAGUGAAUGACUGCGUCAUCUCAGUUCCUAGUUAUUUCACUCAAGUGGAACGACAAGCAUUGCUCGACGCAGCGCGCAUAGCUGGUCUGAACGUACUGCGACUUUUGAAUGAAACGACCGCAACCGCACUCUGCUACGGGAUUUACAAACAGGAUCUACCUGCACCGGAAGGCGCACCGCGUAACGUUGUAUUUGUCGAUUGCGGUCAUGCCAGCUUACAAGUGAGCAUCUGCGCGUUCCAUAAGGGCAAACUUAAGAUGCUAGCAAGUGCUGCGGAUAGUCAAUUGGGAGGCAGGGAUAUAGAUUUCAUCUUGGCGGAAUACUUCUGCAAGGAUUUCCAGGUCCGUUACAAGGUCGAUGCACACAACAAUCCCAGAGCCUACCUGAGACUCCUCGCCGAGGUGGAAAAACUGAAGAAACAGAUGUCUGCUAACUCUACUAGCCUACCUCUUAAUAUUGAAUGUUUCAUAGACGAAAAGGAUGUCCAUGGAGAUUUGAAACGAGCCGACAUGGAAUCUAUGUGCGCGCAUCUCUUCAAGCGCGUUGAAGCUACUCUGAGGCAAUGCCUCGCAGAUUCCAAAUUGAAACUCGAUGAUAUACAUUCUGUUGAGAUUGCUGGCGGCUCCAGUCGAGUCCCGGCUAUAAAGCGUUUGGUAGAAGAAGUUUUCGGUCGAGCGUCGUCGACGACUUUGAAUCAGGAUGAAUCUGUGGCUCGCGGUUGUGCUUUGCAAUGCGCGAUGCUGAGUCCUGCUGUACGUGUUCGCGAUUUCUCAGUAACGGACAUACAGCCGUAUCCGCUUAAACUUACUUGGGAUGCUACUCAGGGCGAGGAAGGAGAGAUGGAAGUUUUUGGACAGAAUCAUCCUGUACCUUUCUCGAAGAUGCUUACCUUCUAUCGCUCUCAGCCAUUUACCCUAACCGCUAGUUACAGUAUUCCACCACCUUCGUAUCCGCAGACUCAUAUCGGUGAAUUUCACAUAGACAAUGUUAAACCAACAUUGGAAGGCGAGUCGUCGAAGAUUAAAGUAAAGGUGAGAGUAAAUUUGAACGGAAUCUUGACUAUCGCUUCGGCGUCUCUCGUGGAAAAACGUGAGCCUACUCAGCAAGAAAAGGAAGAAGAGGAGAAGCAACAACUAAAAGAAAACAUGGAAAUCGAACAACAGCAGCAGCAACAACAACAACAAGAUAAGAAGGACAAGUCGGACCAAGAGGCUCAAGCUAACGAACCACAACCGCCAGAGGUGAGCGUGGAUAAAAGGCGACGGAACUCAGAUGCUGACGAUGACGGAAGAGAUUCGAGGGGGCCUGUCCCCUCCUAUUCCUGCAGGAUUCUCUCUUGGUUCAGCUCGGGAGACGGGAAAGGGAAGAAAAAGAUUUCUGUACGCACAGUGGAACUUCCCGUGGAGUCUCGCGUCGGCGGUUUCUCACAGCGUGAUCUAGAUGUUGCAAUUGAGAAAGAAUGUAAAAUGAUAGCCGAGGAUAGACAAGAGAAGGAGCGCAUAGAUGCCCGCAAUGCUCUAGAGGAGUACGUCUAUGAUUUACGGGCAAAGCUUUCUGAUGAAGAUCAACUUGCAACAUUCGUCACGGAAUCAGAUCGGGAAGCCAUUUGUCGUGAACUUGAUGAAACUGAAAAUUGGUUGUACGAAGAGGGCGAGGAAUGCAACCGUCAGGUCUACUCAGAUCGGCUUGCACGUCUCAAGGCGCAAUGCGAACCAAUAAAGGAAAGAAGACUAGAGUUUGAAGGAAGAAAUCAAGCAUUGGAGGAACUGGCUGGUGCACUUCAGAUUGCUAAGAAAGGAUUGGACCAGAUUAAAGCAUCUCAUGGAAAGGACGAUAAGUUCUCUCAUAUAACGGAUGAGAAUAUUAAGAAAAUAGAAAAGAUAGUGCAGGAGAAAUGGUCGUGGCUUGAAGAGAAUCGAGUAAUUCUUGCAAGCACCCCACGCACUCAGCAGCCACCAGUUACCAUUGCCCAAAUUCGCAGUGAGAAACAGGCAUUGAACAACGUCGUUCUACCGAUCCUGAACAAACCAAAACCCAAGGCAGAACCUCCUAAGGAUGACAAGUCCAAGGAGAAGCCAAGCGAGAACCACCAUCCGGAGAGCAAUCAAAACAGUCAGGGUGAUGGAAACAAUCAGAACAGUCAACAGCAGCAAAAACCCAACGAGGACAAAAUGGACGUCGAGUAAUAAAAUAGGGUCUACGCUGUUUCUUUUUCAUAACCUUAAAUCUACUAAGAUUAAAAUGAUGAAUAUUUAAUUACAACGUCAUUAUCAUUACGUCACAAAAGCGCCUGAUUUAUAUAUCAUAGUAGAGAAGACCGCAAAAUUCGCUUCUUUUCUAUUAUCCACUUUCACGAUUUCGCGAGCGAAUUUGAGAAAGAUACACAUUGAAUGCGUAUCGAUUAAGGAUAUUCAAGGCACCGAGGAGAGAUUGGUAAAAAAGAAGAGGGUCAGCCUCCACGUAGUUUGUCUUAUAUAAAAUUUAUGGUAUUUCAAACCCCCCUCCAGAAUUUCUAUGCUAGUUUCAGCAUAUCUUUCAUGCCCACUGUGUCCACUAGUCGUCAGACAUAAAGUCUCACAACCCUGAUGGCUCUCUUUCCUAAUAUCUCUUCGAUGUCAAAGACGACUAUUCGUCUUCUUGGGAGUAUAUUAUUUUGAAAUGACAUACAUGUGAAAUUUGUUAUUGAGACGUGAUCGGCUUAAUAGAAUUAAUCGUAAGCGUAAGAUAAUUAUGCGGCUCUGUUUCCCGAAGGAUCUUUGGGUAUCAAAAAGUGAAGAAAAAGCAAUCUCGAGCUAUGCAGUCUUGAUUAAAAGUUCAAAAUUUCCAACACCGACUAGAACUUGUUGCGCGUAUAUACAUGCAAAGUGAUAGUCGAGAUCUCUCAUAUCUCAUUGAUAGCGAAAGUAAAUGAAUUUCCUUGUAUUAGUGUUCUCCUGGGACACGAAUUCAGGGUAGGUACCUACAAGUAGGGUGAGAACGAGAUAAUACGUUGCGUAAACUUGUAGCAAUGUUAUAAGCGAGAGACCAGCUACGCUAGGAAAUAGUGGUAAGCUAAUUUAAAGUACAGAAUAGGUAAUAUCGCUGGCGACUUUAUGUAUUUAACGAUAUAUUGAGUAUCCAUUCCAUCACUUACCGGCCGGCUGCCGGAACAUCGCGUUGCAUCAUAUAUGUGCUGCAUUUACGAUACUUAAAUAAAUGAAUAUUUCACUAAUGA